Messenger RNA from Magnusiomyces paraingens, 1587 nucleotides. RefSeq lists its product as uncharacterized. NCBI's taxonomy places the organism in Eukaryota, Fungi, Ascomycota, Dipodascomycetes, Dipodascales, Dipodascaceae. Gene Ontology annotation, cellular component: plasma membrane. Gene Ontology annotation, biological process: plasma membrane lactate transport. The transcript has a single exon. The record is from RefSeq and is a predicted model, not a curated record. The coding region runs from base 1 to 1587 and encodes 528 amino acids. Gene Ontology annotation, molecular function: secondary active monocarboxylate transmembrane transporter activity.
AUGGGAAAAUACGACUACCAAGGAAAUCCUCCCAAAUUAAAUCUUAAAUCUAUAUGGAAAUAUGUUUCGAGAAGACCUAUUACAUUAGUACCAGACUCUAUUCCUGCUGGAGUUUUGCUUUCAGAUGGAACCUUUGCCAGCCGAUGGACACUUAUUUUCAAUCCAUUUUUCACUCUUGGUUUAAUGACAAUGAAAAAUUGGUUGUUUUUUAUUAUUGCAUUUCUAACUUGGACAUGGGAUGCUUUCGAUUUUUUUUCUGUUUCUCUCACAACAACUGAAAUUGCUGCUGCUCUAGAUAGACCUGUUAAAGACAUUACUUGGGGCAUCACUUUGGUCCUAAUGUUUCGUGCAGCUGGUGGUGUUCUGUUUGGAAUCCCCGCCGAUAAGUAUGGACGAAAAUGGCCUUUUGUUGUUAACUGUAUUUGCUUUAUUGCUCUUCAACUUGGUACUGGCUUUGUUCAAACAUAUAAGCAGUUUUUAGCUGUUCGUGCCCUCCUAGGAGUCGCUAUGGGUGGUAUUUAUGGCAACGUUGCUGCGACUGCUUUAGAUGAUUGUCCUCCUGAAUGCAGAGGUAUCAUCUCUGGUAUGUUUCAGCUAGGUUAUUCAUUUGGCUAUCUUUUGUGUGUAGUUUUCAACCAAAUAAUUACUUAUAAUAGUCCUCACGGUUGGAGAGCUUUGUUUUGGUUUGGAUCUGGUCCCACUCUCCUACUUAUUAUUUUCAGAUUGUGUCUUCCUGAAACAGAUACAUUUAUUGCCCAACAGAAGCUCAAGCGUGAAAAUGCUGGUCUUAGAUUUAUUCAUCAAGCUAAAGCUGCAUCGAAGAUUUACUGGCCUAACUUUAUCUAUUUGGUUUUGUUCUUGGCAGGUAUGAAUUUUAUGUCUCACGGCUCUCAAGAUUUGUAUCCUACUUUUCUCAAGGUUCAGCUUGGGUUUAGUAACAAUGCCACUACUGUUACAAAUUGUGUUGCCAAUCUUGGUGCUAUAGCCGGAUCGUUCUUUAUGGGUCACGUUUCUCAGUUUUUGGGAAGAAGAUUGACUAUUAUUUUUUGCUGCAUUUUAGGAGGAGCCUUGUGCUAUCCUUGGGUCUAUAUUAGAGGCACGGGAAUUAAUGCGGCUGUUUUCUUUUUUCAAUUUGCUGUUCAGGGUGGUUGGGCUACUGUUCCAAUUUAUGCUUCCGAGCUUUCUGCUCCUGAAUUUAGGGCUGCGAUUGUGGGAACAGCAUACCAGCUUGGUAACUUGGCAUCAUCAGCCAGUAGCACCAUUGAAGCUAAAAUUGGUGCUCAAUUUCCUUUGAAAGACGAUAACGGCAACUAUAUCAAAGGAAAGUACGACUAUGGGAAAGUUAUGGCUAUUUUAUUGGGAGCAGUUUUUGCCUAUGUUCUUUUAGUGGUUUUCAUGGGUCCAGAAAGAAAAAAUGUUGACUUUGUCAGCGAUGACAGUAAUGCAGUGGGCAUUACUCCAGCUCCCAAUAAAGAAGAUUUCGAAAAGGGUGACUUCGAUUCGCAUAUUGAGAAAGAAGAAAACACUCAUAUUGAAAAGGAAGAAAACACUCAUAUUGAAUCUUCUACAGAAGACAAAAAUUCUUAA